Messenger RNA from Penaeus chinensis, 942 nucleotides. RefSeq lists its product as uncharacterized. Lineage: Eukaryota; Metazoa; Arthropoda; Malacostraca; Decapoda; Penaeidae. The transcript is spliced from 3 exons. The record is from RefSeq and is a predicted model, not a curated record. The coding region runs from base 89 to 391 and encodes 100 amino acids.
GCCCCUCGAGCGAGAAGCCCCAUGGCCGCCAGCUGAGCGCGUGGCCGCCGGCUGAGAAAUCUUGGACUUCGGGAAUUGGAAUCUCGGAAUGAGGAGGAAUUCCACGCUCGUUUCGCCGUCGCCGUUGCAGGCGCUGUACCUGCCAGAGGAGGUCAACUUCUGGACGAUGGCGAUCGUGGCGGUGGGCACGGGCUUCAUCCUCAUCGUCGCCGUCUCCAUGUACCUCAUCUGCCAGACGCGGCUGGAGCGGCCCCUCCCGGUGCGGCACCACAGGACGGUGCGGCACAUCAGCCAGGGCCCCGAUGCUGUUCCCCUGGCGCGCCCCUUCGCUGGCGACCUGAAGGAGGGCGGGUUCCAAGCCUCCUCGUUCGACCUGCGCCCCUCCUCGUAGCUCCCGGGCGGCCUCGCGCGGGCGCAUGGGCGGGGGCCGCGGUCGCAGGGGCGGGGGAGAGGAGCCUGGUGUUUUCUCCUUCGGUGUCCGUCGCCUUCUGUCAACAGGAGGUCGCUUUCCAGGGUCUAUGGAUCAAAGUCGUCCUCGUAGCUUCCAUGGUUCGUAUCACUUUCCCUGAAAACACGGGGUCAUUUCCCUCUAAAAGGGAUCGGAGGAAACUCGCGAUGGCACGAAAUGUCAACAACAGGAGCGGCCCUUUGUCAGCGCCAGGAAGUUGCUCGUUGCAUUGUGCGCGCUUUCAAUCCCAUUAGACUGGAGUCAGUGGAAGAGGAAGUCCAAAAUGCGCCAGGGCUGAGCAAAUCCCGUUGUUUAAACUGGGAGUCAUCUCUGUUCACUUUUCCUACAUUGUUCCUGUAAUUUCUUUUGUUCAACAUAAUUUUGUCUAAAGAUAGCGGGAAUUUAUUAACGCAAGAGACUAAGAAGAUUUAAGUGAAUGACAAAGAUCACAGUAUAAAAGAGAGAUGAAUUACAUAUAUGUAUAUAUACAUACA